Molecule: messenger RNA, 6183 nt
Organism: Gasterosteus aculeatus aculeatus (three-spined stickleback)
Lineage: Eukaryota; Metazoa; Chordata; Actinopteri; Perciformes; Gasterosteidae
Gene: sipa1l3
Product: signal-induced proliferation-associated 1 like 3
Biological process (GO): establishment of epithelial cell polarity; epithelial cell morphogenesis; regulation of small GTPase mediated signal transduction
Cellular component (GO): cytoplasm; Golgi apparatus; plasma membrane
Molecular function (GO): protein binding; GTPase activator activity
Source: RefSeq, a predicted model, not a curated record
UUCGGUUGAGCAUUCUUGGCAACGGUCUCGCGCGGUGAACAGGCAGCCGACCGUCGGCCGCGACGAGUGUUUCCACAACGCCUGGAGAUUUGUUUUAACGGAAUAGGAGCCGAGCCGAAACACCCGGAACAGCGUCGGAGACAAAUACUGAGCCUUUGCUGCACCGUGACUUCAUACCGCACCAACUCCACCUGCAUACGGCACAGGAGGCGGAGCAAGAUCUGCAUGAGACUGUGAAGUUGUCACAGAAGAAGACGCCUCCCCCACGACCCUCACCGGCCCUCAAUGGACCAGUGAGAUCUUUUCCACCCUGCAAGUUAAAGGCAAUGUGUUUGGGAGCUGGAGGCCGUAGCAUCGUUAGCAGAGUACGUGUGGGGCCCCUGCUCUUCCUCUUUCCCAGCACCCCUCCAGACAUGGGAUGCCAGCCUCCUGCCCACCGGCCCUGAGCUCUCCUGGGGAGCCAUGAACAGCUACAGAGACAGAGGGGUCACUUGCACCUCUUCAGACCUCCUGGUUGGAGGAGGGUUGCCCCAGCACACUCCGUUUCGUCACACCCCUAAUGGCCACCUGGCUCUUGGCCCCACUGACCUUUACAUCCAGCCACGCAUCUCCGUGCCCAAAAUGGGCGUUAGGGCGCGGAUCGCCGAAUGGCCCCCACGCCGCGCGCAGUCCAGGGAGUCGCUGAUUGAAAAUGGGCAGAUGGGCGCCAUUUACCACGGAGACGACGGCUCCACUUCGAUGUCCUCUUCGGUUUUGCCGCCUGACGUCGGUUUGGUGAGGGGAGGAGUUGCCAGGUUGCCACGACGACGGUCCAAGGAUGUGGAGUUCAGAGGAGGAGGGUUCAGCGUGGACAGAAGUUGCCCUUUCAGCCUGCGAGUGUUCCCUCCGCUCAGACAGCGCUCCAACAGCGAGGUGACGCUGAGCGAACAGGACGAAAACGAGGUGGAGGUUCGUGGAGGCUGCGGCAUGGGGAGCCUGUUCAGAGAGUACGGCAGCACCUCCUCCAUUGACAUCCAGGGCAUUCCCGAGCAGAGUUUCUUCGACAUGCUCAGCCAGUUCCACCAGGAGAGGCCUGACCAGCGCAGCUCGGCACCUGUACGCCUCGGGGAGCUGCUGAGCGCUCCGGACUCGCCGCCAGGCGCGCCCCUCCCCUCCGCCCCAUCGCCCGGUCCGUCGGUCGGGGACGACCGAGGGACGGGAAGGAAGGACGGAGCCGAGAGAGUCAGGAAGAAGAGUGGGGGGACGGAGUCGUCGCUGGGCACCUCCUCUCUGUUCAGGAAACUGAGGAGCUCUAGUCGCGGCGAGCUGGACGGAGGGAAAGGAGAGAACAGUGAGGAGGGGGGAGGCCGGGUUCCAGCAGACUAUAAGCUGUGGGUGUGCCCCAAGAGCUUUGUCCACUUCGAUGCUCAGAGUAUCCUGUUUGACCUCCACGAGGCGGCGGCUCAGCGGGGCUACGCCGCACAGAGGAGGAACACCGCCACGGGGGCAUCGGCUGCGUCGGUGUCCCUGUCCGUCUCCAGAUCCUCCGCUCCCAGCGCUAACGACCCCGUUUACUCCAGCAUAGAGGAUCUGACACUGAGCCUGGACCCCGGCUCCAUGACCCCCUCCCCGGGCAUGGAGCCGGCUGACGGGCCUCCCGGAGCCCACAACUCGAGCCCGCUGCUCCUCUGCUGCCCGCACUUCCUCAACGAGACCGGAGGCCACGGGGAGCGCAACAUCAGCUUCCUCAGCUCGUCGGCGGAGCGAGACGGAGGAGGAGACGGAACGAGGGGCUGGCUGAGGAGGAGCAACGCCAGUGUCUCGGUGCUCGAGGUUCCUGUGGAGCAGCAGGUGACGAGGCUGGACAGGCUGAAGCUGUACGGCAUCGAGCAUGUGGACCUGGGGGCCAGGUACUACCGGGACUACUUCCACGGGAAAGAGCACUCAAACUACUUUGGGACGGACGAUAAGAUGGGAGCCGUGGCCGUGAGCAUCCGCAGGGAGAAGCUGGAAGACACCAAAGACCUGAAAGACCAGUACCAGUACCGCCUCAUCGUCAGGACCAGUGAGCUUGUGACGCUGCGAGGCUCCAUCUUGGAGGAUGCGGUGAUGUCGACGGGGCGCCACGGCACCGUGCGAGGUCUGCCGCUGAAGGAGGUCCUGGAGCAGGUGGUCCCCGAGCUCAGCGUCUCCUGUUUGAGGCUGGCGCUCAACACGCCCAAAGCCACCGAGCAGCUCCUUAAACUGGACGAACAGGGGUUGAGUCAGAAGCACAAGGUGGGUGUUCUGCUGUGCCGUGCGGGCCAAAGCACAGAGGAGGAGAUGUACAACAACGAGGAGGCGUCACCCGCCUUCUCUGCCUUCCUGAAGCUGCUGGGGGAGCAGGUCCUUCUCAAAGGAUUCACCAAAUACGCCGCGCAGCUCGACACAAAGACGGACUCUACAGGCACCCACUCCCUGUACACCACCUACCAGGGCUACGAGGUCAUGUUCCACGUGUCCACCAUGCUGCCGUACAUGCCCAACAACCCACAGCAGCUCCUGAGAAAGAGGCACAUAGGGAACGACAUUGUCACUAUAAUCUUUCAAGAGCCGGGAGCGAUGCCCUUCACCCCGCAGAAUAUCCGCUCGCACUUCCAGCACGUCUUUGUUAUUGUCCGUGUGCACAACCCUUGCUCUGAAGGCACCUGGUACAGCGUCGCUGUGACCAGAAUGAAAGACGUGCCUCCUUUCGGCCCGCCCAUUCCCAGCGGCGUCGCUUUCCGUGACCCCGAAACCUUUCGGAACUUCCUCCUCGCCAAAGUCAUCAAUGCGGAAACCGCGGCGCACAAGUCCGAGAAGUUCCACACCAUGGCGACGCGAACGCGCCAGGAGUACCUGCGCGACCUGGCCGAGAACUACGUCAGCAGCACACCGCUCGACACCGCCGGCAAGCUGAACAACCUCAUCUCCCUCGCGUCCAAGAAGCGCGAGCGCUCCAAGGCGAGGGAGGGAGCCGAGCUGGGCGCCGCGGGCGCCAUCGCCUGGAGGGUCCAGGCCCAGGACUUCAGCGGAGGUGGCACGGAGCUCCCCUGCGCCCUGGGUCUGUCGGCUGAGUACGUCCUCCUCACGGACUGCUCCACCAAAGAGGUGGUGUUCAACUGCUUCUGUGCGGACGUGAUCGGCUGGACGCCGGAGCGGCUCACCCUGAAGAUCUUCUACGGCCGAGGAGACCACAUCGCCGUGCGCGUACCAGAAGGCUGCGCACAGGACAUCAGGGAGAUGGUGCAGAGGUUAAAGUCCCUGACCGUAGGAUGUGAGACGGUGGAUAUGACUCUGAGGAGGAACGGACUGGGUCAACUGGGCUUCCAUGUUCGCCUGGACGGCACAGUGGCCGAGGUGGAGGAAUACGGCUUCGCCUGGCAGGCCGGACUGAGGCAGGGCAGUCGGCUGGUGGAGAUCUGCAAGGUGGCCGCGGUGACGCUCACCCACGAGCAGAUGAUUGACCUGCUGAGGACCUCGGUCACUGUCAAAGUCAUCAUCAUUCCUCCGUACGAAGAGGGGGGGCCUCGCAGGGGCUGCACAGAGGACUAUGAGAUGAAGACCAUGGAGCAGAAGCCAGAACCUGAGCCUCUGGCGGCCGGCUAUCGACCCUCCCCUCGCGCUGCAUGCCGAUGGGACAGUCCCGUCAUUCCUCCGGGGCUCCACAGUGUUCCUAACCAACAGCGCUGGGGCCCUAUGGGUCCCCCGCCUCCUUCACUGGCCCGCUCACACAAGACCAUGAUUCCCGUUCCCUACAGGGAGCCCCAGCACCUCAACUCAAAGAGGCCAGUGAGCUACCCGGAGAACCACUACAGUAUGUCUCCCACAGUAGUGCUGCCCUACAGAAACCCCUCAGCCAGCUUCUCCUCGCCCUCCUCAGGCUUGGUAGGCCUCUCCACAAUGGGGCCACCUGGAAUCACACCAGGCCCCUUCAUACGCUACAAACCCUCCCCCGACAGAUAUGGAGCAGGACAGCGCCCCCUGCUGCCCUUUGAGCCCCAUUUCAGUGUGGACAUCAAUUCCAGUGGCGAGUCUUCCUCGGGCUUCACCAGCCAGGAGAGCACUAUGGAGCGCUGCAAAACAGAACCCCUCUGGCACGUCCCGGUGCCGUCGUCCCGGGGGCCAGGCGGUGGAGGGGGGCAGAGGAGACCAACCAGACAGGAUGUCCCCGGGAAGGACUCUCCGAACAGACACUCGAAGGGCGAGACGCAGUACUCCAGCCACUCCAGCAGCAACACGCUGUCCAGCAACGCCUCCAGCGGCCACAGCGACGAGCGCUGGUUCGACGGCGGACCUGUAGGAGAGCGAGGAGUCGGCGGUUGCCUCGGCGACCCGGUGGACCCUGACCCCGACCUUCUCAACAAGGGGGGGUCCAACGACAGCGGAAUCGACGCCUCGACCCACUACAACAACAAUCGCCAGGGAAACGUGUCCAGCAGCCAGUCCCACAAGCCCAUGCACGGCUUUGCAGCGUACAGCGGCGUCCAGGAGCUGUCUGUGGGGAGGGGCAGCAGCGGAGAGGCGAGGAGACGGGAGUCUUCGCCCAUCAUAGCAGCCAAGGCAAAUCAGAACAAAGGGUACCGCACCAGGACAUUCCCGCCUCCCGGCUCCAGCGCAGAUAAAAUGGAUGCUUUCAAGCCCAGGGCCUACACACCGCAGGGCUACAAAACACCAGCUGAGAGAGCGCGGCCCGUCCGAGCGGCCACGACAACGCCCACCUCCGCUCAUUUGAGCUCCGCCCCUCUGUCCAGCUCCGCUCCCAAGGCCUUCUAUGGCAAGAGCAGACAAAGCGCGUGGCAGAACCACGACAGCAGCCCGUCACCUUCGAACACAACGACCUCCAGCUCCGACAGCAGCAAGAGCAAGAAGCAGGUGGAUGCAAACUCAAAGAACGUGUUUGGGCAACCUCGCCUGCGAGCCUCACUGAGGGACCUGCGCUCCCCGAGACGCACUUACAAAAGCACCAUCGAAGACGACCUGAAGAAACUGAUCAUCAUGGACAACCCGGGAGAGACGCCACAAAGGGAUCCGUCUCCCAGACGGACCUUGCAGCGCACCUUCUCCGAUGAGUCACUGUGCAGCGGGCGCAGGGACGCCAGCUUCGCCAACUCCGAGAACCCGACGACGGCCACCGACGUCCUGUUCACCUGCACGCUGCCCACGCGCAGACAUGCCGUCUCCUCCAGCCAAAACCAGAGCAAGAAGGGGCCUCUGUCCGCCUCAGAGCUGUCCCUCACAGAGGUUAGAGACAAAGUCCCCCCCCUGAGGAGGCUCGAUCCCGGGCUCAUGCCUCUUCCCGACACAGCCAGUGGCCUGGAGUGGUCCAGCCUGGUCAGCGCUGCGAAAGCCUACGAAGGUGAGGAUGGAGACACCUCAGGAUUAGCACAACGAGCAGUUUCCCUCUUCUCACUGACCGAGCCACCGGCCGGCAGUCCGGACACGAGACCAGUCGUCAGCCCGGUGCAGUUUCAGACUCCUCAGACGCCGCGGACCACACCGACCUUUGGCGGCGACGAGGUGUCCAGCGAUAUGUCCGGUCGGCUUCUCCACCUGGAAGUGAUGUUGAAACGGCUGAACAAUGAUCUGGAUAAAGAGAAGAAGGAUAAAGUCAUUCUGCUGGCAGAGAUGGCCAACCUGAGAGAGAACAACCAGCGCCUGCAGGAGGAGAGCCUCACAGCCAGCGAGCAGCUGCGCAAGUUCAGCGGCAUCAUCACCAACGACAAUAAGGAGAGCGAGCGCGAGGCUCACUCCCUGACGCACAAAGCCGACUCCAGGAGGGAGUGACACCUGCAGGAGAAGAGAGUCUGCCCGCGGGGGAGAGCCCCCGUGACUCCUUUCACGCGCAGCGGCGGCAGAGGUCACACCGACGUGCCCUCGCUCAGCUUCUGCGGGACCGCCUUAAACUGUAGAGAGAGCAAGAAAUAAGACGACUGAUUUAAAAAAUGCAUCGCUCCCUGAAAGUCUCCCCACAGAGCAGAGACCCCCCCUCUCUAGUCUCUGUGUCUGUUUAUUUUUAUAGACUGAAGUAAAAAAAAAAGUCUUGAAUACUAGCAGUGUCUAUAUAUCUAUAUAGAUACAUACAUACAUAUGCUACUAUGCCAGAGGAGCGAGUAGGAGAGGAAACUGUUUGAGAGAACGCUACAUCACCUGGAGAGGCCUAAUACUGUUCCCGAAGCGAAUCAG